Messenger RNA from Dracunculus medinensis (Guinea worm), 561 nucleotides. The record is from the annotation of a GenBank genome assembly. Lineage: Eukaryota; Metazoa; Nematoda; Chromadorea; Rhabditida; Dracunculidae.
AUGCCUAAUGUUUGCGACACAUUGGAAUUAAUCGCAUGUUUUAUUCCCAUUCUUUGGAGGAAAAAUUAUGGAUCAAAGGCUUGUUUACCUUCGAUGGUAGCGAUUCAACUCGGUCUUCAAUAUGAACAGCUUUUGCUAGAAAGUUCGAUAUUCGAAUGUUUUUGAACUAGUCAACCAGGAUCCAAAGUUAUGUUGCUUGCUAUCCUACCCUUCUUCCUUCUGCCACUCGCAUUUGCGGGCAAUGUGGAUAUCGAAGAAUGUGUUAAACAAGUUGGUAAUCCUUCUAAAAAACGACCAACUGUGGAUUCAUGUCGAGAAGAUCCAGCUUGCCCAUCAAUAUUUGUCUAUGAAGCUAAUAAUGAUCAAGCAAAUAACCUGAAUAUGCAAAUAUUCAAGAAUCUAACCAAAAUCUUUUGCACUGCAGGUAAUGCAACUUCGUCGUCAACUUGCACCGAUUUACACCCUCAAUGUCGAGAAAAUGCCCGGUAUUGCAAUAUCGGCGACUAUGCCGUUGUAAUGAGAAGAGUUUGCAGAUUAACUUGUCGUCACUGUACUCCUUAG